Molecule: messenger RNA, 1192 nt
Organism: Lactuca saligna
Lineage: Eukaryota; Viridiplantae; Streptophyta; Magnoliopsida; Asterales; Asteraceae
Source: the annotation of a GenBank genome assembly
AUAAAUCAUAAAAGAAUUUAUUUUUUGUUAAUGAAAAUUAGUUUAGGAGUAGAUCUGAUGGGCAAAUUUUAGAAUUUUCUUUUUAUUUUUUAAAAAUUUCCAUUUCCAUAUUUCGAAAUUCGUUUGUUCCUAAAUUGGUUUGCCAGAUUCUCCAAGAGCAGUACGUUCCCAUCACUCUUCCCUCUCUGCAAAUCCUCUCUUUCUCUCCCUAGGGUUUCUUUUUCUCUAAACCUUCAAAAUUUGUCCCUCAAUCCCUCAUCUUCCGGGUAUGGCCGGAAUUCGGUUGCAUCCGGAAGACAUCGACAUCUCACAGGCACGAGCCCUGUCAACCGCCGAUCUGAUCUCCGAUGACGACCGUUCUAUCGCGGCCGACUCUUGGUCCAUCAAGAGUGACUAUGGUAGUACCCUUGAUGACGAUCAACGUCAUGCCGAUGCAUCCGAAGCUCUAGCAGCGGCCAGAUUUUGUGCUGCCUCUGAUUAUAGCUCUGACAAGGAAGAAGCUGAUGCCGAAACAUUUACAUUUACAUCCAUGCUGGGGUAUCAAAGUUACUGGGAUGCAACAUAUGCAGAUGAAUUGACAAAUUUUCGUGAACAUGGGGAUGCUGGUGAAGUUUGGUUUGGGGCAGAUGUGAUGGAAAUGGUUGCUUCCUGGACAAAAGGACUAUGCAUUGACAUUUCACAAAGACAAUUACAAAAUCAUCAUAAUGAUCUUGAUGAUGACUCUGUCUCUGAGUCUGUUAGUCAAGAUUUAGCAGGAUGGAGUGUUGUUGAUGUUGGGACAGGCAAUGGGCUGCUUCUUCAAGAGCUUGCUAAACAAGGGUUCUCUGAUCUGACUGGAACAGAUUAUAGUGAAGGAGCAAUUAACCUUGCUCGAAGCCUUGCUAUUCGUGAUGGAUUUACUGGAAUCAAACUGUUAGUUGAUGAUGUUCUUGAAACAAAAUUGGAGAAAAAGUUUGAGUUAGUUAUGGAUAAGGGAACUUUAGAUGCUAUUGGUCUCCAUCAAGAUGGACCCAUUAAAAGGAUUAUGUAUUGGGAGUCUAUGUCAAGACUUGUAGCUCCUGGUGGACUAUUAGUGAUUACAUCGUGCAAUAAUACUAAAGAGGAAUUGGUGCAAGAAGUGGAGAAUUUUAAUCAAAGAAAGAUUGGGGAGAUGGAAGAAGAAGAAGAAGGAAGGGGGGGUUUAUUUUGGUGA